UCAAGUGCGCGGCUCGGCGGAGCAUUACGGCGGCCGAGCGCUGCCCGGGCCGGCAGCGCGGAGCCCGCAGCGCGGCCAUGGCCGAGCGCCGCGCCUUCGCCCAAAAGAUCAGCAGGACCGUGGCAGCCGAGGUCAGGAAGCAGAUCUCGGGGCAGUAUGGAGGCUCCCCACAGCUCCUCAAGAACCUCAACAUCGGAGGCAGCGUCUCUCAUCACACCUCUGUGCCUCUCACAGAAGCCGUGGACCCUGUGGACCUGGAGGAUUAUCUCAUCACCCACCCUCUGGCCGUGGAGUCGGGGCCCCUGCGGGACCUGCUGGAGUUUCCCCCCGAUGACAUCGAGGUGGUUUACACCCCCCGCGAGUGCCGGACGCUCGUGUCGGCCGUGCCCGAGGAGAGCGAGAUGGAUCCCCACGUGAGGGACUGUGUCAGGAGUUACACGGAGGACUGGGCGAUCGUGAACAGAAAAUACCACAAGCUGGGAACUGGGUUCAAUCCCAACACCCUGGACAAACAGAAGGAGAGGCAAAAAGGGCUCCCCAAACAGAUCUUUGAGUCUGACGAAGCUCCGGAUGGCAACAGCUACCAGGAUGAACAAGAUGACCUUAAGCGCCGCUCAAUGUCGAUCGACGACACUCCCCGGGGCAGCUGGGCCUGCAGCAUCUUCGACCUGAAGAACUCCCUGCCUGAUGCCCUUCUCCCAAACCUGCUGGACAGAACCCCAAACGAGGAGAUUGACCACCACAACGAGGACCAGAGGAAGUCCAGUAGGCAUAAGGAGCUUUUUGCACUACACCCAGCACCAGAUGAGGAGGAGCCCAUAGAGAGACUCAGUGUCCCUGAAGUACCCAAAGAACACUUUGGCCAAAGACUCCUGGUGAAGUGUUUGUCCCUGAAAUUUGAAAUAGAAAUUGAGCCCAUUUUUGCAAGUUUGGCUUUGUAUGAUGUUAAAGAAAAGAAGAAGAUUUCAGAGAAUUUCUACUUUGAUUUAAACUCUGAGCAAAUGAAGGGAAUGCUUCGGCCUCAUGUCCCCCCUGCUGCUAUUUCCACCCUGGCCAGAUCUGCCAUCUUUUCUAUCACCUACCCAUCCCAAGAUGUCUUUCUAGUAAUAAAGCUGGAAAAAGUUUUACAGCAGGGAGAUAUUGGGGAGUGUGCAGAGCCUUAUAUGAUUUUUAAAGAAUCUGAUGCAGCAAAGAACAAGGAGAAGCUGGAAAAACUGAAAGGCCAGGCAGAACAGUUUUGCCAAAGACUCGGGAAGUACCGGAUGCCUUUUGCCUGGACAGCCAUUCACCUCAUGAACAUUGUGAGCAGUGCUGGCAGCUUGGAAAGAGAUUCCACAGAAGUUGAAGUUGGCACAGGAGAACGUAAAGGGUCGUGGUCGGAGAGGCGGAAUUCCAGCAUCGUGGGGCGGCGUUCCUUGGAGAGGACCACGAGUGGGGACGAGGCUUGCAACCUGAGCAGCUUCAGACCAGCCACCCUGACAGUGACCAACUUCUUCAAACAGGAGGGGGAUCGCCUGAGCGAUGAGGACCUGUACAAGUUCCUGGCUGACAUGAGACGUCCCUCCUCGGUGCUGCGCAGGCUCAGACCCAUCACAGCUCAGUUGAAGAUUGACAUAUCUCCAGCUCCAGAGAACCCCCACUACUGCCUAACCCCAGAGCUGCUGCAAGUCAAGCUUUACCCAGACAGCAGAGUCAGACCUACAAGAGAAAUCCUGGAGUUCCCUGCCAGGGAUGUCUACGUCCCAAACACCACAUACAGGAACCUCCUUUAUGUGUAUCCACAGAGCCUUAACUUCGCCAACCGCCAGGGAUCUGCCAGGAACAUCACAGUGAAAGUGCAGUUCAUGUAUGGAGAGGAUCCCAGCAAUGCCAUGCCGGUCAUCUUUGGCAAAUCCAGCUGUCCUGAGUUUUCCAAAGAAGCAUACACAGCUGUGGUGUAUCACAACAGAUCUCCUGAUUUUCACGAGGAAAUCAAGAUUAAGCUUCCAGCCACUUUGACAGACCACCACCACCUGCUGUUUACUUUCUACCACGUCAGUUGCCAACAAAAACAAAACACACCCCUGGAGACCCCAGUUGGCUACACUUGGAUCCCGAUGCUUCAGAAUGGCCGGUUAAAGACGGGUCAGUUCUGUCUUCCUGUGUCAUUGGAAAAGCCACCACAGGCUUAUUCAGUGCUUUCUCCAGAGGUUCCUCUCCCUGGGAUGAAGUGGGUGGAUAACCACAAAGGGGUUUUCAACGUGGAAGUUGUUGCUGUGUCAUCCCUCCACACUCAGGACCCUUACCUCGACAAGUUCUUUGCACUUGUCCAUGCUCUGGAUGAGCACAUGUUCCCUGUGCGAAUAGGAGACAUGAGAAUUAUGGAAAACAACUUGGAAAAUGAACUGAAGAGCAGCAUUUCAGCUUUAAAUUCCUCUCAACUGGAGCCGGUAGUGCGAUUUCUUCAUCUCCUGCUUGACAAACUGAUCCUUCUGGUAGUAAGACCUCCUGUCAUUGCAGGCCAAAUAGUUAACCUGGGCCAAGCAUCUUUUGAAGCGAUGGCAUCGAUCAUAAACAGACUUCACAAGAACUUGGAUGGCAACCAGGACCAGCAUGGCAGGAACAGCCUUCUUGCCUCCUAUAUUUAUUAUGUUUUUCGCCUACCCAACACCUACCCCAACUCACCAUCACCAGGUCCUGGUGGCCUGGGAGGGUCAGUGCACUACGCCACCAUGGCCAGGUCAGCCGUGCGCCCCGCCAGCCUCAACCUGAACCGCUCGCGCAGCCUCAGCAACAGCAACCCCGACAUCUCCGGCACCCCCACCUCGCCUGACGACGAGGUGCGCUCCAUCAUUGGCACCAAGGCUACGGAUCGAAGUUGUAAUCGUAUGUCUUCGCACACUGAGACGUCAAGUUUCUUACAAACAUUAACAGGACGAUUACCAACCAAAAAGCUUUUCCACGAGGAGCUGGCCCUGCAGUGGGUUGUGUGCAGCGGGAGCGUGCGAGAGGCGGCCCUGCAGCAGGCCUGGUUCUUCUUUGAGCUGAUGGUGAAGAGCAUGGUGCAUCAUCUGUAUUUUGCUGACAAACUGGAUGCACCGAGGAAGAAUCGUUUCCCGGAGCGCUUCAUGGAUGACGUGUCUGCACUGGUCAGCACAAUCGCUGGUGAUAUAGUCUCCCGCUUCCAGAAGGACACAGAAAUGGUGGAGCGGCUCAACACCAGCCUGGCGUUUUUCCUCAAUGAUUUGUUGUCCAUCAUGGACAGAGGAUUUGUUUUUGCUCUUAUUAAGACCUGCUACAAACAGGUGUCUUCAAAGCUGUAUUCCUUAACAAAUCCAAGCAACCUGGCAUCUCUGAGGCUGGACUUCCUGCGCAUCAUUUGCAGCCACGAGCACUAUGUCACCUUGAAUUUACCCUGCAGCCUGCUCACACCACCUGCAUCUCCAUCACCAUCUGUGUCUUCAGCCACUUCCCAGAGUUCUGGGUUCUCCACAAAUGUCCAAGACCAGAAGAUUGCAAAUAUGUUUGAGUUGUCUUUGCCUUUCCGCCAGCAGCAUUACCUGGCUGGGCUGGUGCUCACAGAACUGGCUGUCAUUCUAGAUCCUGAUGCAGAAGGUUUAUUUGGAUUGCAUAAGAAGGUCAUCAACAUGGUACACAACCUGCUGUCCAGCCACGACUCGGACCCGCGGUACGCUGACCCCCAGGUAAAGGCCCGGGUGGCAAUGCUGUAUCUACCUCUGAUUGGCGUGAUCAUGGAAACUGUGCCUCAGCUCUAUGAUUUCACAGAGAGUCACAACCAGCGGGGGAGGCCGAGCUGUGUCGCCGUGGACGAUUACGAGAGCGAGGGUGGCAGCAUGAUCAGCCAGACUGUGGCCAUGGCCAUUGCAGGGACUUCUGUCCCCCAGCUCACCAGGCCCAGCAGUUUUCUUCUCCCUUCUUCGAGUGGCAGGCAGCACUCCACCUUCUCAACAGAGUCCAGCCGCAGCCUCCUCAUCUGCCUGCUCUGGGUGCUGAAGAACGCGGACGAGAGCGUCCUGCAGAAGUGGUUCACUGACCUGUCAGUGCUGCAGCUCAACCGCCUGCUGGACCUGCUCUAUCUCUGUGUGUCCUGCUUUGAGUACAAGGGCAAGAAAGUGUUUGAAAGAAUGAACAGUCUGACGUUUAAGAAGUCAAAAGACAUGAGAGCCAAACUUGAAGAAGCAAUUUUGGGCAGCAUAGGGGCAAGGCAGGAAAUGGUCCGAAGGAGUAGAGGACAGCUGGAGAGGAGCCCUUCUGGGAGCGCCUUUGGAAGUCAAGAGAAUCUGAGAUGGAGAAAGGAUAUGACUCACUGGAGGCAGAACACAGAGAAGCUUGACAAAAGCCACAAACCAGCCAGGUCAAGGGCUGAGAUAGAGCAUGAGGCCCUCAUCGAUGGGAAUCUUGCAACAGAAGCCAACCUGAUAAUUUUGGAUACUCUAGAGAUAGUUGUACAGACCGUGUCUGUGACGGAGUCCAAGGAGAGCAUCCUCGGCGGUGUGCUCAAAGUGCUGCUGCACAGCAUGGCCUGCAACCAAAGUGCCCUUUACCUCCAGCACUGCUUUGCCACACAGAGAGCUUUGGUCUCAAAGUUCCCUGAGCUGCUGUUUGAGGAGGAGACAGAGCAAUGUGCAGACCUGUGCCUGAGGCUCCUGAGGCACUGCAGCAGCAGCAUCAGCACCAUCAGGUCCCACGCCAGUGCCUCCCUGUACCUCCUCAUGAGGCAGAACUUCGAGAUUGGGAACAACUUUGCCAGAGUGAAGAUGCAGGUGACCAUGUCCCUCUCAUCCCUGGUGGGGACAUCCCAGAACUUCAAUGAAGAAUUUCUGCGACGUUCCCUCAAGACUAUUCUGACAUAUGCUGAAGAAGAUCUGGAACUUAGGGAGACAACAUUUCCUGACCAGGUCCAGGAUUUAGUGUUCAACCUCCACAUGAUCCUGUCAGACACAGUUAAAAUGAAGGAGCACCAGGAAGAUCCAGAAAUGCUGAUUGACCUGAUGUACAGGAUUGCCAAGGGCUACCAGAAUUCCCCCGACCUGCGGCUGACGUGGCUGCAGAACAUGGCAGGGAAACAUUCCGAGAGGAGCAACCACGCCGAGUCCGCCCAGUGCCUGGUGCACUCUGCAGCCCUGGUGGCAGAGUACCUGAGCAUGCUGGAGGACAGGAAAUACCUCCCUGUGGGCUGUGUGACAUUUCAGAACAUAUCUUCCAAUGUUUUGGAAGAGUCAGCAGUUUCUGAUGAUGUUGUGUCCCCAGAUGAAGAAGGAAUCUGUUCUGGGAAGUAUUUUACAGAAGCUGGUCUGGUGGGAUUGCUGGAACAGGCUGCAGCAUCUUUCUCCAUGGCUGGCAUGUAUGAAGCAGUUAAUGAGGUUUACAAAGUCCUUAUUCCUAUUCAUGAAGCCAACAGAGAUGCCAAGAAGUUGUCUACUAUUCAUGGUAAACUGCAGGAAGCAUUCAGCAAGAUUGUUCACCAGAGUACUGGCUGGGAGUUCCUACUUGUGGAAUUUUUUUUCCCUUUCUCUGCCCCUUUUCCCCCCACCUCCCCUUUUUGUUUUUUGGUUGUUUUUUUUUUUUUGUUUUACUGUGGAACCCCCAAUUUCAUUUUAGCAAAGAGCUAUGCCAACAGCAGCACCCCCCUAAGGGCACAAGGAAUGUGGUGUUGCCAACUACAAGCAUUGCUCAGUGUCCUGAGUCUGGCACCAGAGCACUCCUGAGCUCUCCUUAAACACACCAACUGGUAGGCUUUGUGUGUUUAUUCAUGGAAUAAAUGUUGAAUCCAUUCUAUUUGUUUGCUUUCCAGUUAGGAAAGUUAAGAAAAAAAUCUCCUGCUGCACCAUGAGAAUUUAAAAGCUGUUUUUAAUCUGUGCAGGGGGAGGUUGCCAGUGGAUAACAGGGCUCCAGGAGCCGAUUCUUUCCCAAAAAAUCAGUAUUGGAAAACCUGUAGUAGUUGGCAACACUGCAAAGGACCUUGGGUUAAAAUUGAGCAGGGAAAUAACAGUGCUGAGUUUGGUAAAGAUGGAUUGGAUUCUGAAUUUUGAAGGAUUUGCUUUUGUUUCUGCACCCAUCAGACAGCUGCUGCUGUCUUGAUGAAGGAAGCAGAUGAUCCCUCUUGCAUCUGAUGUAUCUUUUUUUCCCCCCCCCAAAUCUUGUUGGCAAAGCUUUUUGUGUGCGUGCAAAAGAUAACCCCAAAACUUUAUUCCCAGCAAUUUGGAAAGGUAUUUACCAUGCAUAAUAACAAAUCAUGAACCUUCAUAAGUCAUGGUGGCUGUUACCUGCUCUGCAGUUGUGUGAUGGCUAUUCAGUGUUCACCUUCAUUCUCUUCUUCUCCCAAAAUCCUAUUAUUUUAUUAUAAAAUAAUAGGAGAUAUGAUGCUUUUAAUAAUUUCUCCCUCAUAUCUGCAUUUUUAGCUCCUCCCAGAAAAAAAGACCACAGAGCAUUAAGUUAUUUGGUCAAUUUUCCCUGCUGUGGUUGGGAAGUAGUUUGGUGUUACCUGAGGUUCAGAGAUCCCAGUACAGAGCCAUCCCCUGUCCCUAAUGCCAGGCUGAUCCCAGGGAAGUGGCAGCUCCUGAAUAUCCCUGGGAGGCCUGGAGUGCUCUGGAAGUGUUUCCCCCAAAGAGAUUUGCUCCCAUUCCCUUGCUUCCAGGCACAUAUUCCCAGCAUGAGUCACAUCAGGGGCUGACAGUGCUCCUCACUGCUGGCUCUGGAAUCUCUUUAACUGGGAUUCAACAUCUGUAUUUACCAGGGAAAGCCAGAACAGCUGGUCUGCAUAGGGAUGAGCUGGGAGCUGACCUCACACAGGGGCAGGGAAUCUCACCAGGCUUCCCUGGAGCUCUGCCAUUCUUGGGGCUCCCCAAUGCCCCAAAACUCUUUAUUUUAUGCAUUUAGUAAAUGCCAGCAGAACGCCUCAGUGAUUUAUGCUGAUCAGCAGACGACAUUCUCUUCCUCCCUUGUUACUUUUACCGUGCCUGUAACAAGGAGCUACCUGGGCAGGUGUCCAUGGCAAAAACUCACUUGUAGGGAUCUGGUUCUGCAAAUGCUUCACACCCUGGAAACCCCUGGCCAAGGAGGAAGGAAAAAACUCAUUAAUUAGAAAUCAGUGUGUCCUCAACCACCCCGUGCCAGGGUUGGGGCAGGAUCCCAUGGACUUUCCCAUGGAGCAUGGCCAAGCCUUGUGCUGGCUCUGGGGACCUGAUCCACGUAGCAGCUCCCCCCAAGCAGACAUGGAGUCAUGGAAUACUUUGGGUUGGAAAGGACCUUAAAGAGCAUCAGAUUCCAGCCCCACCUUCCACCAGGUGCUGCCUUGGGAAGGACUUAGAGAAAGGAACCCUGCAGUCAGAGCCUUCUGUCUGUGACAGAGGGAAGCUGUAAGUGCUGGGUGUUGAGGGAUUUUAGUGUGGAUAAUGUUACCCAAAACUGGCUUUGAAAAGGUAGUGAUGAGGAAAAAAAAGUUCAGGAGCUCAAUCCUGCAUAGAUCCAGAGGGAUGGGUGCUGGACAAAGACAGGGAAUCCAGGGAAAUGGCAGCAUCCAGUAAAACAGCAACAGCUCUGCAGCUGGAGUUCCCACCCUGGGAGUGCUCCUGGCAUCCUUUGGUGUGUCCCCUGGCAGUGGGGCUGGAGAAGAGCCCCUCUAUGCAGGAGAGAGCCUCUAGAGCAGGGUUCAGGGAGCCUGGGCACAGCCAGGGGUUGCUUUUUUGGGAUGAGGGCUGCUACUCGCCCCAGCUGCCUUUGGGAGGGCAGAAGUCAGCUCAGAAGUGGAAGUUUUUAGCCCUCAGGCACCCCCAGGGGGAUUCUCCAGAGUUUCCCCAAGCCAGAAGGCAGUGGCCAUGCCAGUGGUUUUUGCAGUCUGAAGUUUGCCUGAAGGGUUUUUUUUUUAGUUUUAGUUUGGCUUAUUUAUCCUAUUUACCUUCCAUAAAUCUUGUUCACUAUCACCACAAGAAAUCAGUUUUGCCAUAGAAAAAUCCUAAAAUAAAACUGGCAGCCAGGACACCUUUAAGGGCUGUUUGAAGCCAAAAUCUAACCCAGCUCAGGGACACUGAGUGUCCUAAAGUGCAUCACGCUUUGUCACGAGAGUAAAGGUGAACAUUUUGGAGUUUCUUGCUGAAAGGCAUCCCUGGUUUGUGCAUGCAGCGUGAGUUCUUUAACAAAAGCAAGGUGUGUUUAAUUUUUAAAGCAUUUUUCUUCUCUCUCUCUCUCUCUCUUUCUCUCUCUUAAUCAGAUUAUCUCCGUUGCCUUUCCAGCAAAAAAUCUUUCUUGUUUCUCUACUUUUGUUGCGUUUUGGGGCCAAAUUCACCACUGGCUCCCCUGGAAGC
Messenger RNA from Poecile atricapillus (Black-capped chickadee), 8303 nucleotides. RefSeq names its product dedicator of cytokinesis 7 (gene DOCK7). NCBI's taxonomy places the organism in Eukaryota, Metazoa, Chordata, Aves, Passeriformes, Paridae. Gene Ontology annotation, molecular function: guanyl-nucleotide exchange factor activity. Gene Ontology annotation, biological process: axonogenesis; small GTPase-mediated signal transduction; positive regulation of GTPase activity. The coding region runs from base 78 to 5708 and encodes 1876 amino acids. The transcript has 44 exons. The record is from RefSeq and is a predicted model, not a curated record.